This is a messenger RNA of Fukomys damarensis (Damara mole-rat), 6651 nucleotides long. It is a transcript of the gene Mfap3l, whose product is annotated as microfibril associated protein 3 like. The transcript has 3 exons. The record is from RefSeq and is a predicted model, not a curated record. The coding region runs from base 409 to 1638 and encodes 409 amino acids. NCBI's taxonomy places the organism in Eukaryota, Metazoa, Chordata, Mammalia, Rodentia, Bathyergidae.
GGCAGCCGCGUGCGGCGGGCUGGCCCUGCCCGGAGCAUGCUCAGUCGGGUCUGGCUGGCUUCUGCAGGUCGGAGCUGGGGGCGUGGGGUCGGGGGCACUAUUUGUAUAGUUUGCCAGAGACAGAGAAGAAGAGACCGCGCGUCGCUUAAAGCCUCUGUCUUCUGAAGACACCAAUCCCUGACCCUGACCUGGCUGCGGAACUUGCCCACCCGACUGCAGGAGCCACCGGGAAUAUUAGUUUGCCGAAUCCACCUUUCCAGAUUUUCCGAGCAACCUACGAUUCUCAACCAAGUACCAACUCUGUGGAUCAAGGACAGAUUUGUCCCAUGGCCUGCUCUGAAUAGUGUGUUGUCGGAUAGAAGAUUCCAUUGGCAAACCAGCUGUUGCCUUACAGAGCAAGCAAAGAAGAUGGACCUGUUGAAGAGCCAUCUGACAGCGUGCUUUCUACCUUCUGUGCCCUUUUUAAUCUUAGUGUCCACUCUAGCGAGUGCUAAGAGUGUGGCUAACAGCACUUUAAAUGGCACUGACGUGGUGUUGGGCUCUGUGCCUGUAAUCAUUGCCAGAACUGACCAUAUCAUAGUCAAGGAAGGGAACAGUGCCUUGAUUAAUUGCAGUGUCUAUGGCAUCCCAAACCCACAGUUUAAGUGGUAUAAUUCUGUUGGCAAACUGCUGAAAGAAGAGGAGGAUGAGAAGGAGAGAGGAGGAGGAAAAUGGCAAAUGCUCGAUGGCGGCUUCUUGAAUAUCACCAAGGUGUCCUUCUCAGACCGAGGUAAAUACACAUGUGUGGCUUCUAACAUCUAUGGCACUGUGAACAACACGGUGACCCUGAGAGUCAUCUUUACCUCUGGAGACAUGGGCGUCUACUACAUGGUUGUCUGCCUCGUGGCCUUCACCAUUGUCAUGGUCCUCAACAUCACCCGCUUGUGUAUGAUGAGCAGCCACCUGAAGAAGACUGAGAAAGCCAUCAAUGAGUUCUUUAGGACAGAAGGGGCAGAGAAGCUGCAGAAGGCCUUCGAGAUUGCCAAGCGGAUCCCCAUCAUCACCUCAGCCAAAACUCUAGAGCUUGCCAAAGUCACCCAGUUCAAAACCAUGGAGUUUGCCCGUUAUAUUGAAGAGCUUGCCAGGAGUGUGCCUCUGCCUCCUCUCAUCAUGAACUGCAGGACCAUCAUGGAGGAAAUCAUGGAAGUAGUUGGGCUUGAGGAGCAGGGACAGAAUUUUGUAAGGCACACCCCAGAAGGCCAGGAGGCUACAGACAGGGAUGAGGUGUACACAAUCCCCAACUCUCUGAAGCGAAGUGACUCUCCCACCGCUGACUCAGAUGCCUCAUCACUGCACGAACAGCCUCAGCAAAUUGCCAUCAAGGUGUCUGUUCACCCCCAGUCCAAAAAAGAUCAUGUGGAUGAUCAAGAAGGUGUACAGUUUGAAGUCAAAGAUGAAGAGGAGACAGAACCAUCGGCUGGACAUUCCCCAGAAACUGCAGAGCCUUCUACGGACAUAACAUCCACAGAGCUAACCUCUGAGGAACCAUCACCUGUAGAGGUAUCAGAUCAAGGACUGCCACCAACUCACCUGGAAAUGACAGAGCCAGCAGUGACAUGUGACAAAAACACCUGCAUUAUUUAUGAAAGCCAUGUCUAAUAUUCACUCUGAAAAGCUAUGCAUAUCAAGAAAACCAGGGGCUGCUCCUUGUAAUACAGAUGUAGUACGCACUUGCCGCUAAGCCUUACCAGGAGACUCAUCGCUUAGGAGUGAUGCCACAUUAGAGGGGAGACACUUGUGUGCAGUGGAUGUGACCGGCCUCUCCCCGGGAGAAGAAGACACAGGAAAUAUCAGGGCGCAGAACUGAUACUGGACAGAGAGUGUCUGUCCUUGUGAUAUGGAUCGUAGAGGCCAUUAUCUGCCAAAUCCCUUAUUUGAUGCCCUUUUGGCAAAGAGUACACUACUGUAAGAUAUUCUGAGCUCAAGAGCCCUGUCUGAUGCAUACUGCAUUGCUUUUCCUUUUAAAAAAUAUAGUCUGCUACAAUAGCAAAUGCACGUAUAUGGGUUUGUUGCACUUUCUUCUUAGUUAUAAUUAUUUUCACUGUUCCUUUAUAAUGGAGUAGUUAUUAUAUUAACACUAAUUUACUCUUUUGGGUUGAGUCCUCUUUGCCAUUUUUAUCCUUAUUUCCCCCUAGAACGUUUACCUCAGCGGCUUUGGUAUCAGUCACCAGUUCCAGGACUGAUAGCUACAAGUCAUUUGUAAUGCUCCAAAGUAGUUAUUAUGCUCAUUUUUUUUCAUUUCCCAGGCCUGUUUUCAUACAUUGCUUUUUUUUUUUUUAAUGUCCAGUAAAGCUGCUGUUUUGAAACUGAGGAAAACUUUGCCCUGGAAUAGCACUUUAAUAGUCAAAUAAAACUGUGUUUACCUGUCCAAUUCUGAGAGCCUUUCAGUGAGCUCAACCGAAGUGUGGAGAGAGACUGUAAAAGGCUAAAUGUACCCAUACUGUUCAUGAAAACUGCUAUUUACAUUUAAGUAACACCAUCCUCUAAACAAAGACUGAUUCUUUACCUGGAAAAUGUAUUGUUUCCAAAGACAGGCAUUUGACGAUUCCUGUAGGUUGUAGAAUACUGGCUUCUCACAAGUACUUGAGGGACCAAACUCUGCCAGUCAAAUGCGCACUUGGUAUAAGGCAGCAAACAGAAGGAUCUGUGAAGUGUGUAACCAUGUCCAGUUUUGUAAGCCACAUAGCUGACUUGUGAGCUUUUGAAAGAGAAGAAAAGGCUAGUGUAGUGGCAUAGAGAACUGUGCCAUCAAGUUUUAUGCCAAAAUUACUGAAUUACAGUGGACCCUUGACUUAUAAAUUUGAUCGGUUCCUGAGGGCUGGCUGUAACUCAAGUUGGUUAUAAGUCAAUACAGUUGAGAUUUGGAUGUUGACCUGGGUACGCUGCUGUAGAUAACAAGAGCCAAAUGAAUCUUUCAUUAACCUAAUUAACCCAAGUUGUUUGUAUGUCAGGCUGGUCAUAACUUGAGGGUUCACUGUAUUUAGUUCCCAGAAAAUGCAGUAGAUGCAAGGCAGCAUGAUGUUAUGGAAUGAAGGCAAAACUAAAACCAGUCAUCCAGAGGUUUAAUACGAACCUCCCUGUGCCAUCACAAGUUGUCUGCCUUUGGGCAAGUCUAGGCCCCAGUUUCCCUAUCUCUAAGAGGGGCAGACUAGAUGAGUGCUGAGUGCUAGCUCUUUCUCAGAGAACCAAGCCUAUAUUAAUAUCUUUGCUCUUUUCAACAAUGACUUUACAGAUUUUUGCUUUCGUCUAUUGAGUUCCCAAAUAUUUGUAUGCUGCAUUACUUACUCAAAAAAGAUGUUUUGAAAGAUCAUAGCAUUUUAAACAAAUUGUGGAACUUCUCUUCCCACAAAAUGACUGAGACCACCUCUGUGAUUGGGAUUUAAUCUUGGUGAGAAUGAGUGAUGUUUCAUUUUUCACUUACAAGCAAAGGAGACAAUGACCUUAAAGUAGUUAGCAGAGUCGUGACCACAUCCAUUGUGGUAAACCUGAUGAGUUAUCUAUCGUGUCAGAGGUUACACGGCCCACACUGGUAAUGAGAGAAGGGACCCAGCUGCUCAUUCCCCCUCUUGUCGCCAUCUGGGAAAGUGACCUUGCACAACCAGGGCUUAAUCUCUUUCAUCUAUUAAAAUAUGCAACCAGUACUCAGAGGCCCAUAAGAGCCUUUCAGGCCCAAACAUUUCUGCUUUAUGGAAAGUUUGCAGUCUGCGGUAGCCCCUGUUGCAUAAAGCAAGCAAAACUGGGGGCAAAACAAAAUGGGUAUAUGAUACAGGAUGCUUUUGUAGUCAAAAUUUUAUCACAAGUGUAUCUGGCUCUGUCACUGACAACGGUGGGAUUGGCUUUAGAAGUGACCUUGAUGGAAUUAUAUUUGACAAAUCUGACUUUGGACUUUGACGAGACAUCCUUUUAAAAGGAAUUAACUUGGUAUCCAGUUAGAAGUCUUAGGAAGGGCACCUAGAGAAAUGAGUAAUAAGCAGCCACAAGAAAAACUGUAACUUCUGGUUGGGCUCUCUGUACUAGGGCUUUAUGUGUGUAGGCUCCAGAAAGUUCUAUUUCCAACUCUUAGAAUAUUAAAAUUUUCCAGUCAUUGUAAAGGUUAACAAAUUCAUACCUUUGAUUUGUAUGUGCAAAGCAACAAUAGGGACUUAACAAAAUUCACAUGAUCCGAACUUUUCUCCAUUCUGUUCAGUUCUCAUCUCACCCAAACCCGUGUGCAGAUUUUCACAUGGAAAAUGAAGGAGGCAUCCAUUCCAUGUAGAAAUUGACCAGGGAUAAUAAAUUAAAACUGGGCAGAAUUUAUAUAAAGCAAGAGCUAAAAUACGCGACCAAAGAAUGUUUCCAGACUAGCUUUGCUUCUUUAGACAGAGAUUAUGUAGAUUUUUAAAACUCUCUCCCUCUUUAAGACAUCAGAAUGCUCUUGAUAUAGCAAUAGCCAAACUAUAAAGGGAGUUUGGCUUGAACUGGGAAUUUCUCCUUCUAAAAACUCUUCCUAUCCAUCCUGCAGCUUCUUUAUAAAAUGAGAGAACCCCUCCUGCUAGAAUGUGAAAUGUAGAAGACCUUAUGAUUUUCAGCCAAUUUUUCAAAAAUAAAGUGAAUUAUUCAGCUUCUUAGAAAUGCAUAGGGCUGUGGCUUUCUGUGUGCAGGCACAGAUUCAUGCACAUUGGACUCAUUUGGGCAGUUCUAAUAGUUAAUACUAAAUCCCAAGCCAUGUCAUUUGGGUCUUACAUAGUUAUUCUUAAAAUCAAAUAAUUUCUGUUUCCUGAGUCAUCCUGGUCAUAUUGCUAGCAAUUUUUUUUCUUUAAAUUAUUAAAAUGAUUCAUAUGUGCUCAUUUAAUUCACUAUAUUAUCUAUAAUCUUGGAUGGUAUUUAUUCUAAAUAUGGGAUAAAACAGAAUUUUAUAGGGGAAAUCUGUAAUUUAUAAUGGUUUUGUUUUAUAAAUUAUAUUUUCAUAUCUUUAGAACACAUCUGCUAUUCUCAUCUUUUUGUACAUCAUACUGGAUAAAAAAAUACUAAUACUUGAUUAAAAUCUCUAGGAACCAAAUGUAAUAUAUCUGAUAUAUGACAUAUAAAAAAAUGCUCUAAAAUUACCUGAAUGUUCUUAGCCAUUCCAAGCAUUAUUUUGCCAUGUUGCUACAUCCGGAAUACUUUGGACGCUUGCUUAUCAGCAUUUGUUUCCACAAUUAAGGCUAAAAGGCCUGACAUCCCAUACAAUGGAUUCAGAAAUCCAUUUUCCUUCUUUAUCUUUUUUGAUUCAAUUUUAAUUGUACAAAUCCAUGCUUUUAAAACUUUCUUUGAAGGGCAAAUGUGAAAUAACAAGCAACUUGAUGAGAAAAGAGAAUGAAUUUAACUAUGGCUCUGUAAAUCAUUUUAACAGACUGAUAACGUUUUAAAUCUACUGUUUGGGUUGUUAUUCACUGUCUGCUCAGCUCUAACAUGAAGAAAAUGUAAGGCACACAAAAAUAUUUGUAUGUUUUUGAACAAACACCCUCUACACAUAGUACAUGUACCCAAUACAGAUCAGCUUGACUAUGGAGACACCAAGUCCUAGCCACUGAAGAAGUAUUUUAGAAAGGCUAAUCAGUUUCCUUUCAUUACGCCAUUUGAGUACAUGUUGUAUCAGUACUAGAACUUUCAAAUAGCAGUCACUAUGGUUUUGUUAAGUAAGAAUUUCCUGCAAGUGUUUUCACUUGGUAAGAAAUGAAACAUUACCUUAUAUUUCACGGACUUUAUUUUCCACACAAUUCAACUAAUUUACCUAUCUUCCCACAGUCUUUGUGCAGUUUUUUAAAAGUAAUUCCUGUUUCUAUUCUUGCUCUUUAAGCUAAUGUACUGGUAUUCUUUAAUUAUCUACCAAACCUUGGUUAUAGUCACAUACAUUUUGAAGACCUGUAAUCUUCAAGAUAUUGGUCAAUUUUACAUUCAUUAAAAUACCCUUCAAGUAGAUAACAAAGUUCAUUUUCCUAUUGAUUUUGUAUAGUUUCUUCAGUGGUUAACAGGUUUGGAUUAAACAAAUCAAUUGUGGAGAAAAUAAAUAGAACAGAAUUGCUUAUUAUGUUUUCCAAAGGAUUGUGUGUUUUUAUCUGUUAUAAAGGGAAAUAUUAUAUAAGGAGGAUGCUCUUUAUGAGAUUUUUUUUUUAGAGAUGGAAUUUAUAAAGGGGGUAAUACUAAGAAUACUACAAUCAAAAUCAAAGAAAAUGUAAAAAUCGUAAUUCUAAGAAUACUCUGCAUAAAUUAUUUUUAUUUAACCAAUAAUAAAAGUCUUCAGGUGUAUCUUUCUGAUAUGAUAGACCCGCUAACAGUGAGUUAGGAUCAAAGAUGUAUAUGCUUAGGUUUGGCCUGCGGUAUUUCAGUAGUUCUGAAUGUCCUUCGUUAAGUUGCAAAAUAAGAUGGAAAUGUAUUCGGGCUGAAAUGUCAGUCUGCUGAAUUUGUGAACUAUAAAAUGUUCACUUUCUAAAAUAAUUUAAAGAUGUAAACAAAUGACUAAUAUAUGUUGAUAUUACUGUAGCAAGAAGAAAAUGUGUUCCAUCCUGUAUUUUGAUUGUUGCUUUAAUAAAGGGUUUGCACAGGUAUGUGGAAUGUGUCCUGUCCUACCCGGAAAGCAUGGAAUUGCGACCU